Molecule: messenger RNA, 636 nt
Organism: Neoarius graeffei (lesser salmon catfish)
Lineage: Eukaryota; Metazoa; Chordata; Actinopteri; Siluriformes; Ariidae
Gene: fkbp1b
Product: FKBP prolyl isomerase 1B
Exons: 4
Coding region: 212-538 (108 amino acids)
Molecular function (GO): peptidyl-prolyl cis-trans isomerase activity
Source: RefSeq, a predicted model, not a curated record
GUUGGCUCUGUGUCUGUCUUCUGCAUGAUGAUGAUGAUGAUGAUCCAGAGCAGCGAGGGCUGAGGCUGGUUUCUGCCCGCGGUGCGGCCCCCAGUGGGCGGAGUGCAGCUCCACACACACCGCGUCCCUCAUCACCACCGCCGCCACUGACUCACUCACUACAUACCUGCUCCUCUCUUACACUCAAAUAACCACAGGAGCCCAUACCGACAUGGGUGUCGAAGUUGAGACGAUAUCUCCAGGCGACGGAAGAACCUUUCCAAAGAAGGGGCAGACGUGCGUUGUGCAUUAUAUAGGAAUGCUGCAGAACGGGAAAAAGUUUGACUCCUCACGAGACAGAAACAAGCCCUUCAAAUUCAAAAUCGGCCGACAGGAAGUCAUCAAGGGCUGGGAGGAAGGUGUUGCACAGAUGAGUCUAGGCCAGCGGGCGAAAAUCACCUGCACUCCAGAUAUGGCAUAUGGAGCCACAGGGCACCCUGGGGUCAUCCCUCCUAAUGCCACACUCAUAUUCGAUGUGGAGCUGCUAAAGCUGGAGUGAAUCCUCAUCUUAGGAAGGAAGAAACUCUAACCCUCUGCCCCACCAUGGAAAUGCUUCCCGUGAAUUUAGGGUCUCAAACUACACACUUGGAAUAUCCU